This is a messenger RNA of Cryptococcus deneoformans JEC21, 1875 nucleotides long. RefSeq names its product endoplasmic reticulum protein, putative. The record is from RefSeq and is a predicted model, not a curated record. NCBI's taxonomy places the organism in Eukaryota, Fungi, Basidiomycota, Tremellomycetes, Tremellales, Cryptococcaceae. Bases 36 to 1748 code for a protein of 570 amino acids. Gene Ontology annotation, molecular function: hydrolase activity. The transcript has 6 exons.
UCCUUUGUCGAAGACUUCAUUGACAACAAAACAGCAUGCGCUUCAGAAAUAGUCUUCCGUCUUGCCUGCAAACAGCCCUGCCCUCGCCUCUUCACACAAACAUGGCGCGAACGAAUCCAAAGAAAUCAACUCAAAACGAGAAGAAGGACUGGGGCGAGGUGACGCCGGAAGCGGUUCAAGCUCUCUGUCUCGCCAAUGCACCACGUAGCUUGCUAUAUCGUCAUCCGGUACUACGGCGAAUCUACCUUGUGAUAUUCGUACUCACCACCUUGCUCACUCUCCUACCGCUUUGGUCUUUGCUUUACCUUCCGCGCUCCAAUCGUCCCCGGCGGUCAUGGACUUUACAACGUUGUUUACGCGUGCGCUGGAGCCGAAGACUAUGCGGCGUUGUGGCUAGAUGCGAAAUAGAUUAUCUUGGUAGAGACUUGAAUCUGGAUUUGGAUCCGAUGCGAUUAUCGCACUCCCACCCAAUGACAGUCCCCCCUGCCCCAUUACAUCUCCUUCAGGGGCACCCAAAGGAAAUGCUAGAGCUGUUGCACCAAUCACGAGGGUCUUGGGACCCUCAUUUCAUCUAUAGAGCCAACAGGGCAGCUACAGGCGCGUGGGGCGCUUGGAAUAGUCGAGACGAGAAGGAACUGUCUAAAGAAUACGGAUUUGAACCUGUCAAGGCUUUUUGGUUCACCGGGGAAAAGGGCGCACCAGACGAGAAACCUAAACCUCGCCAAGAUGGCGGCCCGGUUAUUCUCCAUUUCCAUGGCGGCGGAUAUCUUUGCGGCACAGCAGCCGAAACAGACUUGACUUCCUCCAUCUGCAAAGCUCUUGUCAGUUACUCGCCCGUCCAUCAUAUCCUGUCGGUAGACUAUCGGCUAGCACCAGUCGGACCUUGGCCAUUACCUCUACUCGAUGCGAUCUCCGCUUAUCAUUAUCUCGUAAAGAUAGAGGGAAUACCAGAGCAGGAUAUCGUUAUUGGUGGCGAUUCAGCUGGCGGGCACCUUGCGAUGGCGUUGACUCGGUGGUUGAGGGAUGAAGGCGAUCAUGUAGGCCUCAGUAUGCCUAGGGGCAUCGUUCUCAUGAGUCCAUGGGGCGAUUUGGGAUUCACCAACGCGUGGGGUGCGGACGAAUACAAGUACAACGCAGACUCGGACACUAUUGACGACACUUUUGGGCCAUUUGCUUGCUCACUGCUUCUUCGUGCUCUUCCCCUAUCCAUUCUAUAUUCCUCGCCAUAUCUUUCACCCGCGUCUUCCACCUUAUCGGCCACAAGUCUAUUCAACAAUUUCCCACCAACCUACAUUGUUUAUGGCGGAGCAGAGCGGCUUGCGAAAUCGACGGAAACGUUAUACUCGCGAAUACAGCUGGCUCGUCGAGCUGCCGACAAAGUCCUUGUUCCAGACAGACUGUUCGCGAGCCCAGAUGCGGUACAUGACUUUGUGAUCUUUCCAUGGAUGGCGAGAGAGGCCUCACAGGUGUACGAAGACUUGGAUAAAUGGCUGCGAGAACUCUUAACUACUGAUAUAUGUAGUCCGGCAGCGGCUUCAAAAGAGUCCUUGAAGCAACCGAAGAAAAUCACAGAUCAAUGUCGACUGACUAGGCAAAGAACAUUGGAAAGCCUUAGAUCUCACAAAUCCCCACGAAUGUGCGCUGCGCCUGAUUCUGGAAUGCUCGAGCUGGUCCAGGACAUGCAAGAAGAGGGAAUGAGCAUGAUUGAGAUACCCAAACUCGACCUGGGCUCGACCGCUAUCACCUGAAAUAUAAAUUGUCCUGAAUCAUUAUGUGCGCGAUGCGUUCGCAGUUUUAUCCUGGACGUCUGAUUAUCAUAUCUCCCACACCAUUUACACCUGUAGCUGGAACUAGAUGUAUACCUUCACUGUAAUC